This is a messenger RNA of Ceratina calcarata, 826 nucleotides long. Its product is annotated as myosin light chain kinase, smooth muscle. NCBI's taxonomy places the organism in Eukaryota, Metazoa, Arthropoda, Insecta, Hymenoptera, Apidae. Bases 16 to 819 code for a protein of 267 amino acids. The record is from RefSeq and is a predicted model, not a curated record. The transcript has 5 exons.
GGCAAAGAGGAGAAGAUGAAGAAAUCGGGGGUCACGCACGGGAACGUGCUAACUUUGCCGGUGAUUACGAGAGACCUACGGGACCUCAGAUGUUGCGAUGGCGAUGCCGUUACCCUUGAGUGUCAAGUACACGCCACGCCGGAGCCGCCUUUGGUGCGCUGGGAACGUGGAGGGAAGAUUCUGCAAAUGGGUGGCGAUUUCUCCUCGGAGUUCGAUGAAGAGACCGCGCGUUUAAUAAUCCAGCACGUCUACCCGGAGGACGAGGGCGAAUAUACCUGCGUCGCUUACAACGACCUCGGCAAAGCAUUCACGUCGGCGUGUCUAAUAGUAGAUGUGCCCGAGGGAAAGGAAAACGUUUUGAGUCAACGAUUGACAAGACCUCCAGGACUUCUGUCGGGUGGAUCGACGCCGAGAUCGACGCCGCGUUCGACGCCUAUUAGAAGCUUGUCUCCAACAGUUCCACAUGGACGGGAAUUGAGGUCUCCUCAGCUUCUUCCGCGAAGUAGGUCGACGUCGAGGAGAGCGAAGAUCAGUCCACCAAAGUUUUACGCGGUUCCGCAUAACCGGGUGGCCGAAGAAGGUGAAACUGUACGAUUUCAGUGCGCCGUAGCUGGCCACCCGACGCCUUGGGUGAAAUGGGAUAAAAAUGGCACGGUUGUCACGCCUACAGCCAGGAUCUCCGUAAAGGAAAGGGACGACGUGAAGAUACUGGAGAUCGUUGAAGUCACUCUGGAAGAUGCGGGUCUGUACAGAGUAAUCGUGGAAAAUGAUUACGGCCGCAUCGAAGCCAGCGCUCGUCUUGAAGUGAUAAGUACGUAAAUUUCCU